AUGGAGAUGGAGAUGGAGCAACUACUGAGCAUGGGUUUUCCUGAUGAAUUGGCGGCUCAAGCUCUGGCGGCCACCGGUGGCAAAUCAACUGUCAAAGCCACCGAGUGGAUUCUCUCCCAAAAAUCAUCACCUCAUCAUCCUACUCCUAAUAACAACCCAUCUUCCACUUCAAACAACAACCCAAAGCCAAAUGGAUUCUUCCAACAGCCAAAACUAGACCGCUUCUUUCGUUUCCCAUCACCAAAACCGCCACAAAUACCAUCCUCCUCCUCCAAUUCUCCCACCCAAACGCCCACACCACCACCACAAGAAGAACACGAGGAUUUAUUAACACUAUCAACCCCUAAUCCAAUCCCUAUUCCUCCCUCUUCUAAACGUCCCAAAUUACUUAUUCCAUCAUCCACCUCAACUCCUCCUAAUCAUACUACUACUAGUGAUCAGCCCUUAUCCGAACGCAUGCGGCACGAGGAUUUAUUAACACUAUCAACCCCUAAUCCAAUCCCUAUUCCUCCCUCUUCUAAACGUCCCAAAUUACUUGUUCCAUCAUCCACCUCAACUCCUCCUAAUCAUACUACUACCAGUGAUCAGCCCUUAUCCGAACGCAUGCGGCCGCGCUCGAUCGAUGACGUUAUCGGCCAGGACCUCCUUCUUUCCCAAAACUCUCUCCUCCGCUCUGCUAUCCGUUGCACCCGCAUCCCUUCUAUUAUCCUCUGGGGCCCUCCUGGUACUGGUAAGACCUCAAUUGCUCGUGCUAUUGUCAAUUCCGCUAACUCUCACGGCUUGUCUUCCUAUCGUUUUGUUUCUUUGUCUGCUGUUACAUGUGGAGUUAAGGAUGUUAGGGAUAAUGUUGAAGAUGCUAGGAAGUUCAAACUUAAGAAUGGUAAAAGGACUGUCCUUUUUCUUGAUGAGGUUCACAGGUUUAACAAGUCUCAGCAGGAUUCUUUCUUGCCUGUUAUUGAAGAUGGUACCAUUGUGUUUAUUGGGGCCACUACUGAGAACCCUUCUUUCCAUUUGAUCACACCAUUGCUUUCUCGCUGUAGAGUUCUCACGCUUUCCCCUUUAGAGCCUCGCCAUGUACAGACCAUUUUAAUGCGCGCAGUGAAUGAUCCUGACAAUGGAUUAUCUAAGAGCUUAGGGGAUUUGGGAGUUGAUGUGAGUGAGGAUGCUAUUGAAUUUUUAUCGAUGAAUUGCGAUGGUGACGCGCGUGUGGCGUUGAAUGCCUUGGAAGUUUCUGCUACAACUGCAGCUGCACGAGUGAAAAGUGAUGGGGAUUUGAGUUUGGCGAGUGUUACCUUGGAUGAUGCCAAGGAGGCGCUUCAAAGCAAGCAUCUUGCUUAUGAUAGAGCAGGGGAAGAGCAUUAUAAUCUCAUAAGUGCACUUCACAAGUCUAUGAGAGGAAGCGAUGCAGAUGCAUCCAUUUAUUGGUUGGUGAGGAUGUUAGAAGGAGGCGAACAGCCUCUUUAUAUUGCAAGGCGUUUGGUAAGGUUUGCAAGUGAGGAUGUUGGCUUGGCUGAUCCUCUAGCACUUAACCAGGCUGUUGCUUGCUACCAAGCUUGCCAUUUCUUGGGCAUGCCCGAGUGCGAUGUGAUUCUUGCUCAGUGUGUAGCUUACUUGGCUUUGGCUCCUAAAUCCAUAUCUGUCUAUCGAGCAAUGGGAGCUGCACAGAAGGUUGUUAGAGAAUCAGUCGGACAAAAUGAAGGAGUGCCAAUUCAUUUGAGAAACGCACCUACCAAGUUAAUGAAAGAGCUUGGGUAUGGGAAGGACUAUAUCUACACUCCUGAUGAUCCCACUGCAAAACAGAGCUUUUUACCACCUUCGCUCCAGGGCUACAAGUUCCUUGAUUGGCCAGCCAGUGAUGCCAAUAAUAGAUGA
This is a messenger RNA of Dovyalis caffra, 1872 nucleotides long. The record is from the annotation of a GenBank genome assembly. Lineage: Eukaryota; Viridiplantae; Streptophyta; Magnoliopsida; Malpighiales; Salicaceae.